Molecule: messenger RNA, 4267 nt
Organism: Scleropages formosus (Asian bonytongue)
Lineage: Eukaryota; Metazoa; Chordata; Actinopteri; Osteoglossiformes; Osteoglossidae
Product: huntingtin-interacting protein 1-like
Exons: 31
Coding region: 691-3831 (1046 amino acids)
Biological process (GO): clathrin coat assembly; actin filament organization; endocytosis
Cellular component (GO): cortical actin cytoskeleton; clathrin-coated vesicle; presynapse
Molecular function (GO): phosphatidylinositol-3,4-bisphosphate binding; clathrin-cargo adaptor activity; actin filament binding
Source: RefSeq, a predicted model, not a curated record
AUUUGUCCCACCCUUUUCCAUAUUCAUACUCGUGUGGGUUCAUGGGUAGGGGAUCGAUUUGGAUUUCCUGCCCGCCACAAGCGGUGUGUGUGUGUGUGUGUGUGUGUGUGUGUCUCGCUCAGGCCACAGCCUAGGGGUCGGUGUUAAGGGUCCCAGCGAUCGAUGGGCCCUAAGAAGAGUUCCAGCAGAGGAUCCCUGGCUCGGCUCCUCCUCCCCUCCACAGCUGUCUCCCUCCGGUGUCCGGUUACCGUCCCGUCCCGCCGUGGACGGGGAGACCCCCACUGGCGCAGAGUCCAGCAGGCAUGGUUGUUCAGUGCGGGAUGUGAUCUCCCUACUCUCAGGCUCCUCGGGGUCAGGGCUGUGUCACGGCACGCCUCCCGUACAUAGAGAGCCAGGGCCGGUGGGCUCUGGGCGAAGGCCUUUGACUAGGAAUGGAAGACGGGCCCCCGUGGGCAUUGUUCGCGAUCCUCGCGGGGUCGUAACACGGCCGUGUCGCGAGGGCGUUCCCGGUCGGGGCUCGGCCGCGUCCCACGGACCGGUCCGUGCGCGGAAAGGCUCGGCGACACGGACGAGCGAAGGUGGGAUGGUCCCUGCCGGUUUGCGCUGCUGCUUCUGGACCUGGACGCUCGCCUUUACAAACUGACACGCGCAGCGGAGGCCGGGUUCUUAUAUAAGCCGGUCUGGGCUGAAAUGAACGCAGAGCUUGAGAGGGAACAUCGGGCCAUUUCCUCAGUACGGCGUGAGCUAAACGACGGCGUCGCUCGAGUGUCAGCGGCGCUGAACGAAAUCGAUUUUUCCAGGCUGGAGGCCGUCAGCAUCAACAAGGCCAUCAACACGCAGGAGGUGGCCGUCAAGGAGAAGCACGCAAGAACCUGCAUCCUGGGAACGCACCACGAGAGGGGGGCGCACACCUUCUGGGCGGCGGUCAACCGCCUGCCCCUCUCCAGCAACGCUGUGCUCUGCUGGAAGUUCUGCCACGUCUUCCACAAGCUGCUGCGAGACGGACACCCAAACGUUAUAAAGGACUCCCUGCGGAACAAAGCCGAUUUGAACGACAUGAGCCGGAUGUGGGGCCACAUGAGCGAGGGAUACGGAAAGCUUUGCAGCCUUUACCUCAAGCUGCUCAUCACCAAGAUGGACUUCCACGUCAAAAAUCCUCGUUUCCCAGGCAACCUUCAGAUGAGUGACAGACAGCUUGAUGAAGCGGGGGAGAACGACGUCAACAACUUCUUCCAGAUCACGGUGGAGAUGUUCGACUACCUGGAAUGUGAGCUGAACCUCUUCCUGGGAGUGUUCAGCUCCCUGGACAUGUCCCGCUCCGUGUCGGUGACGGCGGCGGGCCAGUGCCGCCUGGCCCCCCUGCUCCAGGUGAUCCUGGACUGCAGCCACCUGUACGACUACACCGUCAAGCUGCUCUUCAAGCUGCACUCCUGUUUGCCCGCAGACACGCUGGAGGGACACCGGGACCGCUUCCAGGAGCAGUUCAAGAAGUUGAAGAAUUUGUUCUACCGCUCCAGCAACCUCCAGUACUUCAAGCGACUCAUCCAGAUCCCCCAGCUGCCGGAGAACGCCCCAAACUUCCUGCGGGCCUCGGCGUUGUCGGAGCACAUCAGCCCCGUGGUGGUGGUUCCCCCGGAGCCGGCGUCCCCGGAGAGCGAGCGCCAGCUGGAGACGGAGGAGCUGGUGGACACGGACGUCCCCGUCCAGCCGCGCGUCGCAGAGACCAAAUUCGACGACGUCUUCGGCGCCACCGCGGCCUCGGACCCUUUCAAUUUCAGCAGGCAGAACGGAAUGAGGAGGGACAACAAGGAACAGCUGGUGGAGCAGCUCACCGCGGAGCUCCGGUCCCUGAAAGAGGAGCUGACGACCUUCAGGGGAGAGAGUUCCCGGCUGUGCCGGUCGCUGCAGGGCCGCGUGAGCGAGCUGGAGGCCGAGCUGGCGGAGCAGAGCCACCUGAAGCGGCAGGCGCUGGGCGAGAGCGAGUUCCUGCGGGCGGAACUGGAGGACCUCCGGCGGGCCAGGGAGGACACGGAGAAGGAGCAGCGGAGCCUGACGGAGUUCGAGAGGAAGGCCCAAGCCAACGAGCAGCGCUACACCAAGCUGAAGGAGAAGUACACGGAGCUUGUGCAGGGUCACGCUGAGCUGCUCCGCAAGAAUGCAGAGGUGACCCGGCAGGUGAGCGUCGCACGGGCCGCCCAGGAAGAGGUGGAGCUGGUCAGGAGGGAGAUGCGGGAGAAGGUGAAGGCGGCUCGCGAGGAGGCCAAGCAGCGGGACAAAGAGCAGGGGGAGCAGCAGCAGGUCCUGCAGAGGGAGCUGAUGGCCGUCAGGAAGGAGCUGGAGUCGCUGAGGGAAGGCGUGGCCUCCUCGCAGCAGUCGAGCGAGGAGGUCACCUCGCGGUUCAUCGCCCUGGAGGCGGAGCGGGCCGAGCUGGCGAGAGCGGCGGAGCGCAGAGAGCGGGAGGUGGCCGCGCCGGGGCUGGAGCCGCAGCGUGCGCGGGGCGGGCCGGCCGGCGAGCGGGAGAGCGGAACCCGGGCCGCGGAGAGCCUGCAGAACCGGCUCGGCCGGAAGGAGAGCAACGAACGGGCCUUGGAGAGCCAGCUGGCGGCUAUGCGUCGGACCGCGCUGCAGGGGGCGCUAAAGGAGGCCGAGCGCAUCAUACGGGACUCCCUGGUCCAAACGGAGAACCCGGCACACGCCGGCUGCACCGGCACCGCGGACUACCUGCUGUCCAGGAGUCGGGCCGUGCUGGAUUGCGUAGACCGACUGCAAGCAGCCGGGCAGAGCUACGCCAGCGACCCCACAGAUGUUCUGGAGAUGGUGCGCUCGGUGGUUCGGUUCGGCCACCUGGUCGGGGACACGGUCGCGCAGGGCGGUGCCGCCUCCCGCACGUCGCCCACGGAGCAGGCCGGCCCGCUGGCGGAAGGUGUGAAGGAGUGCGGCGCCGAGGCUCUCGUUUUCCUCCGGCGGUUCUCGGACCCAGACGCCCCGGGUACCGCUGACAGCUCCGGGCUGAAGGUUGCGAUGGAGACCAUCAUGACCGCAGCCGAGAAACUCCGUCCCCGCGGACUGGAGCUGCAGCAGGGGGAGCUGGGAGAUCUGGUGGAACAGGAGAUGGCUGCCACCUCUGUCACCGUGGAAACUGCCGCUGCCAGGAUUGAGGAGAUGCUCAGCGCCUCGCGAGCCGUUGACACCGGGAUGAAGAUGGAGGUCAACGAAAGGAUCUUGUCGUCUUGCACGGGCCUGAUGCAGGCCGUCCGAGAGCUGAUCCUGUCCUCGAAGGACCUGCAGAGAGACAUCUUGGAGUGCGGGAGGGGGGCGGCGACUGCGAAGGAGUUCUACGCCAAAAAUUCCCGCUGGACCGAAGGCCUCAUCUCCGCUUCCAAAGCGGUGGGCUGGGGGGCUGCGGUGAUGGUGGACGCCGCCGAGGAGGCGCUGCGGGGCCGGGGCGGCUUCGAAAGACUGAUGGUGUCUUCGCGCGAAAUCGCGGCCGGCACCGCUCAACUGGUGGCCGCGUCCAAGGUGAAGGCCGAUAGGGACAGCGCCAACCUGGCUCGCCUGCAGCGGGCCUCCCGGGGGGUCACCCAGGCUGCCGCGGGGGUCGUGGCCUCCACCAAGUCGGCGAAGACCCAGAUCGAGGAGAGGGACACCAUGGACUUCUCCAGCAUGACCCUCAUCCAGGUGAAGCGGCAGGAGAUGGACUCGCAGGUGCAGGUCCUGGAGCUGGAGGCCCAGCUGCAGAGGGAGCGGGAGAGGUUGGGCGAGCUGAGGAAGAAACACUACGAGUUGGCCGGGGUGGCCGAGGGCUGGGAGGAGGGCGAGGGUACUGGCUGAACCCUUGACCGACUUCUCCCUCCCUGCUGUACGAGGCUUCUCUGGUUCCACCUGCUCAGCUGUGACCGACCACACACACACACACACACACACACACACAGUUUCUCCUUUCCUUUUCGUUUUUUCCACUCUGCUUUUCUGUCACUUCAGCCAAAUGAGACGCUGCCCUCCCUGAAAACCGUCGACGUUUCCUUAUCCAGUUUCUCGGUGCAGAGGUGUCCCUACGUGAAAAAUCGGGUGUCGGGGAUAUGAUUUGUGAGGAUCAGUGAUGCCACCUUCUGGAUCUUUUGUAGCACCACAACAACCGAUGAUCCAUUUACAGGGUUUGUACGUGCGGGACUUUUCCACUGAAGGUUACACACCUCCUUUUCGGAUCACAUUCUCUCCCGUGGAACCUUGUGCACAUCAGUAUCCUGAUCAUUAUUUUAUUUUAUUU